GCCGUAUCCACUUAUACGCACUUAGAUAACACCAGCCACAUUGACGCCUGUUGUCUGUUGUCUUCCCCGCACGCAAGGAGUCAAACCCAUCAGCACGACAUGGAAGCAUCCGCACAGGCUAUGGAGAAAGGUCCCUUGCCGCCGAAAAGGCGGUCCAAGUCGCGGUCGGGUUGUCAGCGUUGCAAGCAGCGACACAUCAAAUGCGAUGAGCGCGUACCCUUCUGUGGUCCGUGUUUGAAAAGGGGGUUCAGCUGCCCGGGAUACCGACAGCCGAUGAAAUGGCGUUACUUGGAUGCAUCUGGGCAAUCCCUGCGCCGGCCUGAGGUCGAGGCAGACCGCAAUCUUCUUUCAGAGGGCGAUGCUGAUACAUUCACCCAACCUGCUACCUCGGUGGGUAUUCGAAAUCCGCGCGAAUCAGCAGUAAAUGACAACCUCACCACCUUUGGGGCCUCUGCAAAUACCAGUGAACAACAAAGACACAACCGGCAGGAUAUCACUACGGAGUCAUGGGAUCGUGAUCGCAUGAUCGGCGAUGGUUGCGGCAGCUCCAGCGACCUUUUCCCCCUCAGCUUCUCCAAUGAUCUGGCAACAGAAAACAUCUGGAACAUGGGCAACGACGUCAUGGAUUCAUUGCUAGACAACAAUGAACUGAAUACGGAGUUUCUGUAUCCUCUGUUCAAGCCAAUUAGUGACAACGAUGUGGUUCUAUCAACCCAUUACUUUUCCAACGUUUGUCCAAUCAAUUCCUGCUUCGAUUCACAGCUGAACCCCCUUCGCUCUGUCAUGGCAGACUUGAAAUCCUCCCAGCUGGUCUUCCAUCUUGUCAUGAUGACCUCGGCCUCUCACCUCUGUCACCAGAAUAACGAGAUGUCUUCGGUGGCACAGCAGCACCGACGAUAUGCGAUCUCAGUUCUGAAAGAGGAGAGAAAUGUAACCGGAAAAAAGAGAUUCGAAGCUGUGCUGGGCAGUGCUCUAUUGGGCAUGACAUCUGCUUGGCAGGAUUCAAGGACACUAGGGAUAUCACAUAUUCACACUGCUCGUGCGCUUCUUCAAGCGUCCAUAACCGGGCCCGAGAAGUCGAGCGAUUCUCUGUCCACCUCUUUCUUGGUUGGGAUCAUGGCUUAUUGGGAAGCUAUGGUGUCAAUUAUCAUCAUCCAGAGCCCGAGUUCUCUUGACUACCUGACUCCAUUCUGCGAGCAAGAAAGUCAUGAUGUGCUCGUUUACCCGAAUCCAUGGACCGGGGCCUCGACUACCUUGUUCAUUUAUGCUGCCCAAGCUAGCACUCUUUGUCGCCAAAAUCGUGUUACAAAGGUGCUGAAUACCUCGAUGCCCUCUGCCGAGAUCUGUGAAGGUAUCUUCAGUGAGCAGUUCAAGAAGGCCGCCGAGCUGGAGGCAAAGGUCUUACAAUAUUCUCCUCCCAUGCUUGAUCGCAUCAGAGACCCAGACGAUCGAUUUACACCCGUGUCGCACUUUCAACACCUGGCACAAAUAUACCGAUUCUCUAUUCUGCUCCAAUUGUAUCUCACGUUUCCGGAUCUUUUACGAAUGUCAAGUGCAACAGUGUCAGCCUUCGAUACCAUCACUUCGAGUGCAAGUGGCGCGAUCCAACGAUCCCCUAAAGAGACUAUGUUAUGGCUGGCUGUCAACAUCCUGAGUCUCAUAUCAUCAGUUCCUGAAUCAUCUGGUAUCAAAUAUCUCUUAACAGUGCCACUUAUAAUUUCGGGGAGUGCACUACAGAAGAUCGAAAGCCAUGAACAAGGCAUUGGUAUUCCCCUUGAAACAAGCACUUCCAGAAUCGAGAAAGAAAUUCAUUCUUUGCACUGCUCGGAUUUCAUGAUUCUUCACUGGCGGUCUGUUGUGCGUCACAAAUUGAAAGUCCUACACGAUUCUGUUGGCCUUGAUCCAGUACGCCGAGCUUUGCAGCUCCUCGAAGCAGUUUGGCUCCGAUCGGACUUAUCCUUUUCAAACAGAGCGAAUGAUUCUGCCCUGGUAUUUGUCCAUUGGUUGGAUGUCAUGGUUGAAGAGCGACUAGAAUCAAUCUUUGGUUAGUCUAUGAACUUAGCUG
Messenger RNA from Aspergillus steynii IBT 23096, 2065 nucleotides. Its product is annotated as Zn(II)2Cys6 transcription factor. NCBI's taxonomy places the organism in Eukaryota, Fungi, Ascomycota, Eurotiomycetes, Eurotiales, Aspergillaceae. Gene Ontology annotation, molecular function: DNA-binding transcription factor activity, RNA polymerase II-specific; transcription cis-regulatory region binding; zinc ion binding. The coding region runs from base 100 to 2049 and encodes 649 amino acids. Gene Ontology annotation, cellular component: nucleus. The transcript has 4 exons. The record is from RefSeq and is a predicted model, not a curated record. Gene Ontology annotation, biological process: positive regulation of transcription by RNA polymerase II.